This is a messenger RNA of Protopolystoma xenopodis, 234 nucleotides long. NCBI's taxonomy places the organism in Eukaryota, Metazoa, Platyhelminthes, Monogenea, Polystomatidea, Polystomatidae. The record is from the annotation of a GenBank genome assembly.
AUGAGGGAUGAAGUAUCCUGUCCUCCAGAUGGUUUACUCGACUUAUCUGUGUGCCGUAAAAUGGAUGGUAAUAGUCUUCCCAUUUACGCUUCGGCCCCUCACCUGCUAGGAAGUACCGAUGCAGUAUUGUCACGCCUUCAAGGGCUACCGCAGGCCGAUCCGGUCAACGACAAAUCUGUGCUGCGCAUCGAGCCGGUAGUUUAUGUGGAGAUUCAUAGGCCCACUAUGAAUUGA